AUGACAUUGAAAAAAUCAGUUAACUAUGAAGACUGCCAUCGUUUUAUUGUCUAUUUUCGCCUUGGCUACCGCCAAGCUACUUGCGGUUCUACUUCCUACGCAAAGAGCGGCACCAUCGAAUCUCCCAGCUACCCAAGCAACUAUCCUAGGAGAACUGACUGUACCUCUACCGUUGUUGCUUCGAGUGAUGAAGUUGUUACCGUUACCUUCAGCGAGUUUGAUGUUGAAUCUGCUACCAACUGCAAAUAUGAUUACGUUUCUCUUUAUGAUGGUAAUACCCUUAGGCACACCUACUGCGGUAAAGGUAGCGUUCCUACCUUCACUACUUCCCCUGGUUCUAACUUCGUGUUAACUUUCCACACUGAUGGAUCUGUACAGAAGAAGGGAUUCGCUCUUAGCUUCACCGUUACUAAAGUUGCUGCUCCUACUGGUAGCACUACUGGCACUGUCAGCACUGGUACUUAUAACCCAGGCACCUGUGGUAAAACAGCAUAUAAACUAUCCCUGACCGACCGUAUCGUUGGUGGUGCAGAAUGUAGCCCAAAACAUGCCCUUCCAUGGCAAGUAUCUCUCCAAACCAACACUGGCUUCCAUUUCUGUGGUGGUUCCAUCAUCAGUGAUAGAUAUGUUGUUACUGCUGCUCACUGCGUUGAUGGACAAACUCCAACCUCCUGGAGAAUUGUUCUUGGUGCUCACAACAUCGGAAGCAAUGAACCUAGCCAAUUUGUUGCCACUGUCAAGAGAGCUAAAAUGCAUCCUAGCUACGACACCAGUACCCUCAGCAAUGACAUUGCUAUCAUAGAAUUAAACGAAAAAAUCACUUUCACUAAUGAAAUUUCCCCGGUCUGUGUAUCCAAAACUAGAAUUGCUGAUAAUGCAGACGUCAUAGUCUCUGGCUGGGGUACUUUAACAGCUGGUGGCGCCUCGCCUGAUACCUUGCAAAGAGUAAUCGUUCCUACGAUCUCUCGCUCUGAGUGUAGCUCUACAGUCUAUGGCACAGGUUACAUUGAUAGCACCAUGUUGUGCGCUGGUCUUAUGUCUGGUGGCAAAGAUUCCUGCCAAGGUGACAGUGGUGGCCCACUUGUUCACGAUCGAUCUGGUACCUACUACUUGGAAGGUGUUGUCAGCUGGGGCUAUGGUUGCGCCGAUCCUAACCGUCCAGGUGUUUAUGCUCGUGUUUCCAGCUUGUACAGCUUCUUGGAAACAGAAACCGGUCUGACCUUCUAA
Molecule: messenger RNA, 1227 nt
Organism: Trichoplax adhaerens
Lineage: Eukaryota; Metazoa; Placozoa; Uniplacotomia; Trichoplacea; Trichoplacidae
Exons: 4
Coding region: 1-1227 (408 amino acids)
Biological process (GO): proteolysis; acrosome reaction
Molecular function (GO): serine-type endopeptidase activity
Source: RefSeq, a predicted model, not a curated record